AUGCGUCAUCAUCUUGCGCCUCGGGCCUCAGUCUCCACGUGGAUUCCGUCGAACCCCGGGUCGCGCAUCAUGGCGGGAACUGAGACUAGGACUACAGUGGGAACCGAGGCUCCGCAGCCCCAGAAGCGUUAUUACCGGCAACGCGCUCACUCCAACCCCAUGGCGGACCACACGCUGCGCUACCCUGUGAAGCCAGAAGAGAUGGAUUGGUCUGAGCUAUACCCAGAGUUCUUCGCUCCACUCAAUCAAAAUCAAAGCCACGAUGACCCAAAGGAUUCAGAGGAAAAACGAGUUCAGGCCCAAGUGGAGUUUGCAGACAUAGGCUGUGGCUAUGGUGGCCUGUUAGUGGAACUGUCACCACUGUUCCCAGACACACUGAUUCUGGGCCUGGAGAUCCGGGUGAAGGUCUCAGACUAUGUACAAGACAGGAUUCGGGCCCUACGUGCAGCUCCUGGAGGCGGCUUCCAGAACAUCGCCUGUCUCCGUAGUAAUGCCAUGAAGCACCUUCCUAACUUCUUCCGCAAGGGCCAGCUGACAAAGAUGUUCUUCCUCUUUCCUGACCCCCAUUUCAAACGGACAAAGCACAAAUGGCGAAUCAUCAGUCCUACACUGCUAGCGGAAUAUGCCUACGUGCUGAGAGUUGGGGGGCUGGUAUACACCAUAACUGAUGUGCUGGAACUACACCACUGGAUGUGCACCCAUUUUGAAGGUCACCCUCUAUUUGAGCGUGUUCCUUUGGAAGAGCUGAGUGAAGACCCCAUUGUGGGACAUCUAGGUACUUCAACUGAAGAGGGGAAGAAAGUUCGACGAAAUGGAGGAAAGAAUUUCCCAGCCAUCUUCCGAAGAAUACAGGAUCCCACUCUCCAGGCAUUGACCCCAAAUCCUACCCUGCCUGGUCACUGAUUACCCUCUCUUAGUUGUAUCCCAUCUUAAAGAACUGCAAAGAAAAUCAGAACCUCUUGACCCUCCCAACAGAGAUUUGUGGAGUUGGAAGGCCUUAGUCUCUCGAAGAAGUUAGGAGUAUCUAUAUCCACACUUACUCUCAGCUCCUCACAGCUUCUUGUCCCUCCACUACCAGUAGAAAGAAAAGAAGCUGACUCUGAAGGACCUUGGACCUGAGGGGAUUUUUAGAAGGGUGUGGGGUCUUGUUGUCCCUUAGCACUCCCUUCUCAGCUGGAGUAAGGAAUGCAGUGCUCCACUGUCUAAACUGCUUGGCUCAAA
Molecule: messenger RNA, 1221 nt
Organism: Cavia porcellus (domestic guinea pig)
Lineage: Eukaryota; Metazoa; Chordata; Mammalia; Rodentia; Caviidae
Gene: Mettl1
Product: methyltransferase 1, tRNA methylguanosine
Exons: 6
Coding region: 1-903 (300 amino acids)
Biological process (GO): RNA (guanine-N7)-methylation; tRNA methylation
Cellular component (GO): tRNA methyltransferase complex
Molecular function (GO): tRNA (guanine(46)-N7)-methyltransferase activity
Source: RefSeq, a predicted model, not a curated record